This is a messenger RNA of Podospora anserina S mat+, 693 nucleotides long. RefSeq lists its product as uncharacterized. Lineage: Eukaryota; Fungi; Ascomycota; Sordariomycetes; Sordariales; Podosporaceae. The record is from RefSeq and is a predicted model, not a curated record. The coding region runs from base 1 to 693 and encodes 230 amino acids. The transcript is spliced from 3 exons.
AUGAAAUACUACUUUCCUGGCAUUCCAUCACCGCAUUCCUCCUUUUCCCACCACCAUCUCUCGUCUUUUCUUCCUCGCCUUCCAUCAUUGUCAUUGCCCCCGCCCAGGUAUAUAUUUCAGGUCUACAAGAUGCCUACCUCCAACGUAGUGAACGGCGACUCCUCUCACUCCGCUACCAUCAGGCACCUUCUCACAUACCCCUGCGUCCAAGAUGGUGUGAGAACAGUCAAAUCGACUUCCGUCGGCUCCAAGGCCGUUGACCUCAGCAAUGGUGUCUAUCAAUCCCUCGCCCAGAACGUAUUCCCCUACCUCGCCGGCCCUUACUCAUUCGUCGCCCCCUACGUGGAACGAGUCGACAGCGUAGGCGACAAGACCCUCGAGGUCAUCGAGGAGAAGUUCCCUGUCGUGAAGAAGCAGCCGGGCGAGAUCGUCGAGGGAACCAAACAGAUGAUCUUCUCUCCUUAUCACGCCGGCCGCUCCGUGAAGGAAUACGUUCUCUCCAUCUUUGAGACCAAGAAGCAAAGCUGCGGCGACUCCUGGACCGCCUACCCCACGGCCGUUGUCGCCACGACCUUCUACCUCAUCGGUGAGACAGCCAUCAACGCCGGGGAUUACAUCAUCCACAAGAAGGAGGAGGAGGAAGGCAAGACGGGCGCUCAGAGGCCCGCUCAGAGACCCGCCAACGCCAACUAG